UUUUAUUUCUUCAAAAUACAGUAGUUUAGUUUUUAUUUGUCGUAGGCUGUGAAAAGUUUAAGUGAAAGAUUUAGAAUUUCAGUACAAACGUUGAGCUGGAAGUUACCUUAUAAGCCAAAUAAAUAUAGACAAAAUUGUGCAUUUGCUAUUAGUUGUAUUGUAGUUUUGCUUCCAUUUAUAUUUACUUGGCGCAAUUUUAUUGCUGGCAAUGUAAUCACACCGAGCUGACGACGAGUGCUAGUGACCUAGAUUUAGGGAGUCCUGCGCUUGAGAGUAACGCCACACCACCGCCACCGCAAUCCUGCACCGUUCGCCUGUGCCAGUGACUUUGCCUGUGCCUGUGCCUGUGAAUCCUUCCUGCAGCAACAAAGUAAAGGUCACAAACCGGGAGGCAAGCGUUCCGCCUUCUCUCUUUCCACCAGAUAUGACUAAUCCGCAUCCGUAAUCUUACGUCCAUAUCCGAUCAGAAAUCAUUCACAGCAUUUAAACCUUUUUAAGCCCUUUUAUCGGGUUAGCGGAGUCAGAGACCACAACGAGCUUAGUACCCCCACUAUAUAUGACUGGGUGACCAGGAUCUGACAUGCGUAACAACAGCGGCUACAGUAUCCCGGCCAGCAACAGUCUGAAUCUGAACAACAAUGGAGCCCCUCCGUCACGUUACUACAAUGCGGAUAAUACGUUUUGCUACUACAAUUACGAUAACUGCAACCUGAUCGGUCCCGCUUGGAGCAACCGUCAGAAUCAGAAUCCCAGUCAAAGUCAAGUACCCAACCAGAACCAUAAUCUGCCGUCAAAGAGAAUUCCCACCAAGCAAGGAGCCAGAUCGAGCUACCAUCAGUCGGCGGCCAACUCGGCGCCAGAUUCCUCAAUCUAUACCGAUGCAUUUGGCCAGCAUUCCCUGGUCAACCAGCGAAUAGCUGGCAACAAGAGCUGCGAGUACGUCCACCAGACUGUUCGGCGAUCCGACGAUCAGCACUCUAAUCGGCAGUACAAGCUGACAAGGCCCUAUGCCGCUGACAAGGAGCAACAGCAGAUGCUGCUGCAGCCAUCUAUCGUUUACUUCGAUCCGGAGCUAAAGAAACGGAAAGCCCGAGGGGGACGUGUGUCGUCCGAUUAUCUGGACAAUAGUCCGGACCGAUAUCGGGCACUCAAUUCCCCCUCGCCAGAGCCAACCUGGGAUAACAUACUCUCAGAGCGCCCGGCGCAGUACCAGACGACGAAUCAGCACUAUCAGCAUUAUUUUUCGUACUUUUACAAUCGUGGAGCGGAGAAACUGUCCAAGCCAACGUUUGGCGUUGCCAAUAACCGCAAACUGCCAAUGAGUAAAUUCCAAAAGCCCAGCGCCAGUCGCAGAGAUUCGCGAGAUGCUAGUGACACCGUCGUUAUUGGUCGGAGAGACAAUUCUGAGGACAGAAGCUGGCAGAGUCCAAAAUAUGAGAAACCCGUGCUAAAGGAGAAGCUGCCGAGCAAUGAUUUGGAAGGCGAUUACCUGGACAAUGACUGGGGGGACCCUGAAGGUGGCGAGGAUUACAGGGAUGUAAAAGAAGUCUAUGAUCCCGUGGUUGUUAUUGAUGACGGCCUGGAGCAGGUCCAUCGGCGCUAUUGUAGAAUGUCCGAAAAUACGGCUCUCGAUGAUUGCGGCGAUGCUCUGCUGAAUAACAAUAAUGAGCUGAAGAUAAUGCGAAAGGCGACGGAUCAACCCGUGCCCCGUUUGCCAAUGACGCCAAAGAGGGCCAAGGGGGGUGCUGUUCCCACCAAAAAGCCAACGCCCACGGUUCAUCGGGUGCUGCUGUACAGCACUCAAAGUCCUCGGCUGGGCCGCAAGCAACAGUUCACGACCCAGAGACUCAGUACAAAACAGCAGAGCGCCAAGACAUUGGGAGGUGGCGAUGAGGGACAAACGGUCAUAUUGCUGGAGCCGGAUGAAAAGCCGGAUGACCGCAGCGCCUUAGACUUCGAUCGUAACGACGACUUCGACGAAGAUGAUGAUCUCGACAAUCUCUCAAAUUUCGACGAAAGCGACACGGCUAGUGUUUUGUCAGACACCGAAGACGGCUAUCGUGCCCAUGCCUACAAGCUCACACACUCUGUGGACCGAUUUUCAUCGCCCCAAAGCACUCCCAUCUUUAUGUCGUCUCAGUCUUCUGAAGACGAUCUUAAGAAUCCGGACUCGCUCCUGGUACCCAGCUUGUUUCCUUACGUGCCCCCCUAUUUGUCCUUCUCGUCGAACACCAAAAAGGGUCCCCGGGUACCGCCGGAACUGCAUCGAGUCCUGAAGUGGCGCAUCACAAAUAUAAUGCCAAAGGUCGUUCGGCUGAUUCUCGCCAACAGCGGGAUGCGAAUGCUGAAGAAAACCAACGAUUGGAUGGGUGUAUGGGGCAAGCACUUAAAGUCUCCGUGUUUUAAGGCCAUUCGGUCAUAUCAGAAAAUAAACCACUUGCCCGGCUCAUUUCGCAUUGGCCGAAAGGAUUCGUGCUGGAAAAACCUGCAAAGGCAGAUGGGUAAGCACAGCAACAAGGAAUUCGGAUUCAUGCCACGCACCUACAUUAUUCCAAACGACCUGGGUGCAUUGCGCAGGCACUGGCCUAAGUAUGCCCAGCGAAAUACGAAGUGGAUAAUAAAGCCACCAGCUAGUGCCCGAGGGGCAGGCAUCAGGGUUAUUAAUCGGUGGGGCCAGAUACCCAAGAGAAGGCCACUCAUCGUACAGAAGUAUAUUGAACGUCCACUUCUGAUCAAUGGAAGUAAAUUUGACUUGCGCCUUUAUGUGUUGGUUACUUCCGUAAAUCCCUUGCGAGUUUUCAUGUAUCACAACGGAUUGGCUCGAUUUGCUUCUGUGAAGUACAGUGCUAAGACGGACACUUUAAACGAUCGGUGUAUGCACUUGACCAACUACAGCAUCAACAAGUUUUCCUCAAACUACUCCAAAAACGAAGAUGUUAAUGCCUGUCACGGUCAUAAGUGGACCAUAAAGUCCCUGUGGACGUAUUUGGCAAACCGAGGAGUUCGUACCGACUGCCUGUGGGAAGCUCUCAGAAGUUUAGUCCUUCGAACGAUUCUCGCUGGCGAGAAUGGCAUUAAUAGCAUGAUUAGAGCAAAUGUUGAGUCGAAAUACAGCUGCUUCGAGCUGUUUGGCUUCGAUGUGAUUUUGGAUUCCGACCUUAUUCCUUGGCUUUUGGAAGUCAAUAUAUCGCCCAGCUUACACUCGGAACUGCCCCUAGAUGCCCAUGUGAAGGCGCCUUUGGUUCAGGGCGUCCUCAACACUGCACUGUACAACGUACCUCCAAAACUAUCUUUGGACAAGCAAAAAGAACUGGCUGCAGAAUUUUCAUUUCCUCCUGGCACACAAAUCUGCUAUGAUAAACGUCUCUAUAUAAACUAUUUGUCUCGCGAAGAAAAAGUUAAGCAUAACACCUUCACAAGAAAGUCUAUGGAAGAUCGGAAUGAGUAUGUAAAUGCAAUCCUGAAUAAUCUAACUCCCGACGAUGUGAGGUGCCUUAUAAUAGCGGAGGAUGAACUAGCUCGAUGUGCACCCUUAGAGCGCAUUUUUCCAACUGAUCAAACCCAUAAGUACCUUAAAUACAACGACAGUCCGCGGUAUUACAAUCGCCUUUUGGAUGCCUGGGAGUCGCGCUACGCCAACAAUCGCACGGAAGGCAUUGCGUUGUUGCGCGACUUCUGUCAAAACAAAUAUCAUCUUCAGGUCCCAACACCUCCAGCCAAAAAGGAUUACUUCAUCAAGUUUAUGAGAUGGAUUUUAAAGUGACAGUCGCUGCCAUCGUAUUAUUGGUAGUCUUUAUUGUUAUUGUUAGUGCAAUUACAUUAGAAUUAAUAACAUAUGUAUAUAUUUGAUAUUUAAUGUUAAUAAACUCCAUGUAUUUGUAAAUAGGUUAUUCAAAUAUUUAAAUCAAAAUGUACUCUGUUGGGACAUUACCGAAAUUGCAUAAUUCGUAACUAAAUUGUGAUCUUGUUUUUUAAAAUAGAUUGGAAUAGUGUUAUUGCUACAAUUAAAAAUAUUAUAUAAUUCUAGAAUCAGUAAAUUCGUUGUAAUUAAUUUAUUAUGGUAAGCUGCCAAUCAUUUAUGAUAUAAUAAAUGAGGUGUAUGCGAGCAAAACUUUAAUAAAGUCUAAUAAAUUCUCCAUUAACGUUAAGUAAA
This is a messenger RNA of Drosophila biarmipes, 4153 nucleotides long. It is a transcript of the gene TTLL4A, whose product is annotated as tubulin monoglutamylase TTLL4. Gene Ontology annotation, biological process: protein polyglutamylation; microtubule cytoskeleton organization. Gene Ontology annotation, molecular function: tubulin binding; tubulin-glutamic acid ligase activity. The record is from RefSeq and is a predicted model, not a curated record. Lineage: Eukaryota; Metazoa; Arthropoda; Insecta; Diptera; Drosophilidae. Gene Ontology annotation, cellular component: cilium. The transcript has 11 exons. Bases 581 to 3763 code for a protein of 1060 amino acids.